Molecule: messenger RNA, 1041 nt
Organism: Colletotrichum siamense
Lineage: Eukaryota; Fungi; Ascomycota; Sordariomycetes; Glomerellales; Glomerellaceae
Gene: LAE1-3
Product: Secondary metabolism regulator LAE1
Exons: 3
Coding region: 1-1041 (346 amino acids)
Molecular function (GO): methyltransferase activity
Source: RefSeq, a predicted model, not a curated record
AUGACGGGACGGAAAUCUUCGUCUCCUCCUGGGUCUUCUCCACCAGCCGCGGGUGGAGUCGAGUCCCCCGAUCAUGUCAUCGAGGCUAAUGAGGCUGAGGCUGAGCAAUCGGAAGAUGGCUAUGAGACGACGUCCAAUGCAUCAACCUCCUUGGCCCCCAGUGUUCGCGACUACAACUUUGAGAACAAGCGACGCUAUCAUAAGUACAAAGAGGGUCGCUACCUUUUGCCAAACGACGACUUGGAGCAGGAACGUGAGGAUAUGAAACAUGCUUUGAUUCUCCACCUUUGCGAUGGAGAGUUACACAACGCGCCCUUGAAGAACCCUCAGAAAAUCCUCGAUAUUGGGACUGGCACUGGAAUCUGGGCUAUGGACAUGGGAGAUGAGUACCCAGAGGCCGAGGUUACUGGCAUUGACUUGAGCCCAAUCCAACCGAUUUUUGUGCCUCCUAACGUCCACUUUGUUGUCGACGACGCUGAGGCUGAUUGGACAUGGGACGAUAAUUCACUCGACUAUGUUCAUAUUCGCAACAUGGGCCCUGCAUUGAAAGACUGGGACAGACUCUUGGAGCAGGCGUACAAGGCCCUCAAGCCAGGUGGCUGGGUCGAAGUACAAGACAUCGUCUUCAAAUUCGCCUGCGACGAUGGAUCAACUACCCCUGAAUACACGCCCAAGAAAACCAUGGAUUACCUCGCGGAGGCCCUCGAAAGGUUUGGGGUCGACGUCAACAUCGCCGAGAAGCUUGGUGAAAAGGUUGAUGCUGCGGGCUUUGUGAACACUAUUCAUGACAUGAAGAAGGUCCCUGUCGGCACAUGGCCCAAAGACCCGCAUAUGAGACAGAUUGGGAACUAUGCUCGGGCCGUCAACUAUGACUCUCUUGGCGCUGUCACAAACAUCCCCUUCACCAAGGGCCUGGGCUGGACAACGUUGGAGGUAGAGGUUUGGUUGGUUCAAGUGCGAAAGGAUCUGAUGAACAAUUUCUUCCAGACAUAUCAUCAUUACCAUUCCUACUCUGGUCAAAAGCCGCUAGAAACAAAGUAG